AUGCCCUCUAUCCUCAACGACGACGACAAGGAUACCGUCAAGCGCUUCGUGCCCAAGCAAUCCAACAAAAUCCAGGCCGUUGCCGUCGCCAAGCUCUAUGUUGCGUAUCCCAAUCGCUCGAAAUGGACCUACACGGGACUGCAGGGCGCCAUUGUGCUGGCCAACGAUUUGGUCGGCAACACCUACUGGCUCAAACUGGUAGAUAUUUCGCCAUCCAACCGCGGGGUCAUUUGGGAUCAAGAGAUCUUCGAUACGUGGAGCUAUAACCAAGACCGAACCUUUUUCCACACAUUCGAAUUGGAGGAAUGUCUCGCAGCGCUCAGUUUCGUCGACGAGAAGGAGGCCAAGCAGUUCAAGAAGAAGAUGGACGAGCGAGAAAAGAACGCCAGCCGAGCCACGAGAGCCGCUCCUUUUGGCGGAUCCAGCCACGCUUCAGGAGGUCAAAAGCACAGCCUGCUAGGAAACAUCUUCCACCGACAUUCGACCGUAUCCAUGAUACCAGACACUGCAGCCUCCAACUUGUCUGGGUUUUCUCACAACUCCGGCUCUUCUGUCAGCUUGAACGAUAGCAAGGGCUCUGAAUUUGCCCUGCUGGACGCCUUCGACCCCCUUUGGCGAGAGCAUUUCGGCCAGGAUCUUAGCGAUAAGGGCUUGAAUGACGAUUUUAUCAAGGACAAUCAAGAGUUCAUCGUCGAUUUCCUCCGUGAAGAGCAAGCCAAGCUGGCCAGUGAGGCAGCGCCGCCACCACCACCACCACCACCAGCCCUACCUUCACCUUCUACCAACGGCCACGAAUCAAGAACCGUGAGGGCGCCACCUCCACCUCCACCCGCCGCAGCAGCAGCAGCGGCCGCUGCCCUGAACAGCUCUCCUUCUGCUAAGAGAUCUGGCCCUCCUCCCCCUCCAGCACCUCGGCGGUCCGGCGGCCAGGUUACCAGAGAUGCCAGCCCACCGAGAGCACCGUCUCCUCCUCGGCCGAGAUUCAAUGCCCCGCCUCCCCUGCCAGACGCAGGCAAGUUUGCGCAUCAAGCCACCGAGAGGAAGAAGUCGUCCGUAUUAUCAAUAAUACCUGGUGCUACUUCAUCUGUCCCUCCUCCUCCCCCGCGACCUGCCAAGACUCCUCUCGAGGCCGACGACCACAAGUUCCACGUUCCACCUCCCUUCACAGGCCAACGUGCACCCCCUCCACCAAGCCGCGGACCGGUCCCUCCUCCACCACCUCCUCGAGGCAGCGAUGCCGGCAUAUCGAUUCCUGCCACCGCCCCUCCUCCUCUGCCUCCAAAGGUGCCGACCGCGAGCGCUCCUCCCUUACCGCCGCCAAGUGCUCGGCCAGUUCCACCUCCACCAGCGGCAAACCAUGCACCGCCGCCUCCUCCUCUGCCGGUAGCAAACAGCAUUCCAGCUCCCCCUCCCCCUCCACCUUUGCCAUCACCAAAAGCGCCUUCAUUGCCUCCUCCGCUGCCCACGGUCAGCGCUCCACCAGCAGUUCCGCCUCCGCCGCCGCUACCAUCACCGGGAGUUGCCAGUCUUCCUCCUCCUCCUCCACCUGGUCCUCCGCCGAUUCCUGGAGCUGGCAGCGCUCCGCCGGCACCUCCUCCACCGCCUCCUCCUAUGCCCGUGACUAGCGCCGCUCCUCCCCCCCCUCCGCCGCCGCCUGGUCCCCCUCCGAUCCCAGGAGCUGGAGCUGCUCCUCCCCCACCACCGCCGCCACCUCCAGCUCCGUCCGCGGGUGGGGUCCCGCCCCCUCCUCCGCCGCCGGCGAUGCCAAAUCGGGACUCUGGCUACUCAUCUGGGGCUCCUGCAGCUGCUCUUCCAAAGGCAGAUGGUGGACGGGCGUCUCUACUGGGAGAUAUUCGCGGAGCAGGAGGUAUCGGGGCUCUCAAGAAGGUGGACAGGAGCAAGAUCAACGACCGCAGUGGAGCGGCCGUUGGUGGAUCUUCUGGCUCAGGUGCAGGAGCUGCUGCUAGCCCUGCAGGGCCGGGAGGUGUGCCAAAUGCUCUGGCAGCAGCUUUACAGAAGAUUAAAGACAAAGCCAGCAAGAGCGAUGAUGAAGAGGAAGAUGACGAUGACUGGUAAAGAAUUCGAACACAUUGGGGAAGAAGAAGAGAUAUCCACGCUAUCAAGUAUCAUGAUUCUCGGGGUUGCCUAGAUGAAAAGAAGGGAAAAGGAGAGGAGAAGGAAAUUGAAGUCACCAAGUCCACCAUACCUCAAUUAUACGAGGCAUCGUAAAGGCUACAUGUGAAGCUAUUUGGCUUAUUACAAAAUUCCAACGACGAGAUUCUUGCAAUUAGCGGCUACCACGAAGUAGGAAUAGCCAAAAAAAAACCCCGGGCUACGGAGAAAGAGAGAGAAA
Molecule: messenger RNA, 2353 nt
Organism: Trichoderma asperellum CBS 433.97
Lineage: Eukaryota; Fungi; Ascomycota; Sordariomycetes; Hypocreales; Hypocreaceae
Biological process (GO): Arp2/3 complex-mediated actin nucleation; endocytic recycling; retrograde transport, endosome to Golgi
Cellular component (GO): recycling endosome; WASH complex; early endosome
Molecular function (GO): alpha-tubulin binding; gamma-tubulin binding; actin binding
Source: RefSeq, a predicted model, not a curated record